Messenger RNA from Truncatella angustata, 569 nucleotides. RefSeq lists its product as uncharacterized. The transcript has 3 exons. NCBI's taxonomy places the organism in Eukaryota, Fungi, Ascomycota, Sordariomycetes, Amphisphaeriales, Sporocadaceae. The annotation marks the transcript as partial. The record is from RefSeq and is a predicted model, not a curated record.
CGAACAGUCACACUAACCUAACCUAAGCAAUGUCAACAGAAUCGGCAAAAGUCUGUACCCAUCCCCACUUAAUUUACCCCAACGAAACGAAACCCCCGCGCUGCCUUUUUUCAUAUAAUUCUUUAUUUCUACAUCAAUUCAAGAUGGAUUUGAAUGAGUAUAGUCGAAUUUCAAGCGCAAACCGUCAAACUAAUGGAGAGUUUAGUUCUAAAGCUCGAAUGAGCAUUUUGGGGUUACGCGUGGCUGGUAUUCGAAAGGUUGAUAUCGCAAAAGCUAUAGAAGCAAAAAGUGUUAAUACUUUUCAGAAACGGCCACCUAGGAAGCUUAGUUGACGCUCAGAGAGACGACGUGUUUUAAUUGCAAAAGGGAACCCUCGUUUUACCUACGCUGAGCUUACAAGGCGCUUACAAGCCAAUGCGAGUGUCAGACGUUAGUGUUACAAAGGAGUGCUAGGGUGCCUAUUGUAAUCCGAUACCGGAUAAGCUCUGAUAUAUCCCUCCCCCUUAUUAGGCUUCGUCCCGAAGCUAUCGUCGACCUCGUUGUCGUUAACCUCGUCGUCGUUUCUCCUA